Messenger RNA from Elephantulus edwardii (Cape elephant shrew), 258 nucleotides. RefSeq names its product mannosidase, beta A, lysosomal-like (gene MANBAL). NCBI's taxonomy places the organism in Eukaryota, Metazoa, Chordata, Mammalia, Macroscelidea, Macroscelididae. Gene Ontology annotation, cellular component: membrane. Bases 1 to 258 code for a protein of 85 amino acids. The record is from RefSeq and is a predicted model, not a curated record. The transcript is spliced from 2 exons.
AUGGCCUCCGACCUGGACUUCUCCCCUCCUGAGGUGCCCGAGCCCACGUUCCUGGAGAACCUGCUGCGGUACGGACUCUUUCUGGGGGCCAUCUUCCAGCUCAUCUGCGUGCUGGCCAUCAUCGUACCCAUCCCCAAGUCCUUGGAGGCGGGGGCAGAACCUUCUGAGCCCAGAAGUGCUGAGGUGACGAGGAAGUCCAAGGCUACCCCUCCUUCGGCAAGCAAGAGACCCAAGAAGGAGACCAAGAAGAAGCGGUAG